Molecule: messenger RNA, 386 nt
Organism: Pelobates fuscus (common spadefoot toad)
Lineage: Eukaryota; Metazoa; Chordata; Amphibia; Anura; Pelobatidae
Product: gastrotropin-like
Exons: 4
Coding region: 3-386 (127 amino acids)
Biological process (GO): fatty acid transport
Cellular component (GO): cytosol; nucleus
Molecular function (GO): fatty acid binding
Source: RefSeq, a predicted model, not a curated record
ACAUGUCUUUCACUGGAAGGUAUGAGCUGGAAAGCCAGGAGAACUAUGAUGAUUUCAUGAAGCUUAUUGGUAUUCCUGCAGAAACCAUUGAAAAGGGAAGAAAUUUUAAGUUCACCACAGAAGUUGCCCAGAACGGAAAUACGUUCACCUGGUCCCAGAUCUAUCCAGGUCACACUAUGACCAACAAUUUCACUGUUGGACAAGAGUCUGAAAUGCAGACCAUGAGUGGGAAAAAGUUUAAAGCAGUUGUAAAGCUUGAAGGUGGAAAACUAUUGGUGAACUUUGACAAAUACAUCCAUACAUCGGAGAUUGUCAAUGGAAAUCUGGUGGAGACUUCUGUUGCUGGUGGUGUUUCUUUCAAGAGAAUCAGUAAAAGGGUGGCAUAA